UUACCAUUUCCUCUCAAUAUAUUGUGAAUCCACUGAACCUAGUUUACGGUGAAGAAAACCAUAACCUGUUCAAAAAAGAAGCAGAAGGAACAACCAGAAAAAAAGGGGCUGAGAGAGGGUGGUGGAAAGGGUCAGAAGUGUCAUAAGACAAAGCAAGAAGAGAAGUUUACCAGUUCUUGAAUAAUUCAUAAGGGUUCCUCAACAAGAGGGUGGUAUAGGGGGGUGGGGUUUUAGCAAAGUUAUGCGUGCAGGAGCUUCUUGUGCAGUUCAACAGACCCUCACAUCAGAGGCUGCUUCUGUUCUGAAGCACUCUCUAAGCUUAGCGAGGAGGAGAGGCCACGCACAGAUCACACCUCUUCAUGUGGCUGCAACUUUACUGAGCUCAAGAGUGAGUUUGCUGAGAAGGGCUUGCCUCAAAUCUCAACCUCGUCAAGCUUCUUCACAUCCUCUUCAGUGCAGAGCACUUGAGCUUUGCUUCAAUGUUGCUUUAAACAGGCUUCCAACAACUCCUGGUCCUAUUUUGCAUGGCCAGCCUUCUUUGUCCAAUGCCCUGAUUGCUGCACUCAAGAGAGCUCAAGCUCAUCAGAGGAGAGGUUGCAUAGAACAGCAGCAACAGCAGCCUCUUUUGGCCAUUAAGGUUGAGUUGGAGCAGCUUGUUUUAUCAAUCUUAGAUGAUCCAAGUGUUAGCAGGGUUAUGAGAGAAGCUGGUUUCUCUAGCACUGCUGUGAAGAAUAACUUGGAAGAUUGUUCAGUUUCUUCAGUUUUUCAGUGCUAUAAUAGCUCUGGUGGGAUUUACUCUACUCCAAGUUCUCCUCCCUCUGAAAAUCCUAAUAGCAUUUGGCAUUCUCAUUUCUUGUCUUACACCUCUGAGCAAAACCCUCUUGUAUUUUCACCUCAAAAGAUACUUCCAAGGAAUCCCAUUAACAUAACAGAUACUCCAGCAGUUUCUGUUAAAGAAGAUAUCAAGUUGGUUGUAGAGGUUCUGUUGAGGAAGAAAAGGAAGAAUACUGUCAUAGUUGGUGACUCAGCGUCUAUAACUGAAGGUCUUGUUACAGAAUUGAUGGGAAAAGUAGAAAAAGGAGAUGUUCCCGAGGAAUUAAAAUCUGCCCAUUUCAUCAAAUUCCAUUUCUCAGCAGCACCCUUAAAGUUCAUGAAGAGAGAAGAAGUUGAAUUAAAUGUAUCAGACCUCAAGAGAAAGGUGGAAACUCUAGCAUCAGGAGGUAAGGGAGUGAUUAUCUAUACAGGUGACUUGAGAUGGACAGUUGAGAAUACUAUGAGUGAAGGAGAGGAUACUGGAGGAUUCUGUUCUAAAGAAUAUUCUGGUUAUAGCCCAGUCGAUCAUCUUGUUGGGGAGAUAGGAAGGUUACUUUCUUGCUAUAAUAACUCAAACACAAAGGUUUGGUUAGUGGCAACUGCAAAUUACCAAACAUAUAUGAGAAGCCAAAUGAAGCAACCCCCUCUUGACGUUCAGUGGGCUCUUCAAGCUGUUUCAGUUCCUUCAGGUGGAUUAGGGCUGAGUCUCAAGGCGACGAGUGUUCAAGACACAAGUCUCGCCAGCUUAUCAAAAAGCACCUUUGAAGUAAUUGAGCAAAAGCCAAACGUUGCCAAAGAGGAACAAUUAGAAGCAUUUAUUUGUUGUCCAGAUUGCACCUCCAAUUAUGAGAAAGAAGUUAGCUUCAACUCUAACCAGAAUUCUUGCAACACCAAGGACAGUGACCUGGCAUAUUGGCUCAAACCACCUGGGAGGAAUGUAGCAGAGAAGGAUGAGACAGUGGAAUUGAAGAGAAAAUGGAUCAAACUAUGUCAAAGCCUGCACCAGGUGAGGCAGAACCAAAAUCAUACAAGAUCUGCAUUCAGCAAUCAGUGCUCCCCUGGAAAGAACCAAUCUUAUAAUUCGUAUCCAUGGUGGCCAAGUUACAACAGUAUGUUCGUGGAUUCGAAGUCGAUCUCAUUUGCUCAUACAAGCUUGAAGCCUAAUCAAAAUUCAAAUUCAGUACCUCGGUUCAGAAGGCAGCAGUCUUGCCAUAUUGAGUUCAAUUUUGGCAGCGGAAAUUCUAAAUGUACAGAAGAACCAAAUUUGGAUUCUCUCAGGCUUAAGGAAGAUAAAGAUGAAAAGAUCACCUUGGCUCUGGGAAAUUCUCAAAUCUCUGAUGCUGUAAACUCAACAGAGAAAGCAAAUGAAGACGCUGAUCUAUGCAAGUUGUUGCAAGAAAAUGUGCCUUGGCACUCGGGGAUCAUUCCUGCAAUUGUAGAAGCAUUGAUGAACUCAAAAGAAUCGAAGAAAGAUACUUGGUUAGUCAUUCAGGGCAAUGACCUGGUAGGGAAAAGAAGAAUUGCAUUGGGGAUAGCUGAAUCGCUUAUUGGUUCUGCUGAUUUGCUGUUUUACAUCAAUCUGAGAACAAGACAGAACACGCCUGGGAAGUGCUCCGAAGUGCUUCAAAAUGUCGUAAGAAAUCAUGGGAGACUAGUUGCUGUACUGGAAGAUAUUGAUUUUGCUGAUCCUGAUUUUCUUGAAUUUCUUGCUGAUAGCAUCAGAGCUGGUAAAAUGGGAUCAUUCUAUAAGAAAGAUGGAAGCUCUUGCGAGCCCAUUUUCAUCUUGACAAAGGCUGAUCUUUCAUGUUACGACAAUGAGAGCAAAAAGAUGGAUCCUGUAAUUCAGAUGGAAAUUUUGCUGACUGAAAGAACUUCCAAUUCCACAGUAUUUGGCCCUGAUCACAAGCGUAAAACCGAUUGGGAUUUUCCAGACAACAAUAAGAUUCCAAGAAAGAGUGAGAUGGAAUCUGGCUUCAAAAUCCCAGUGGAGAACGGCGAGAAAGAACUCACUCCGCAAUUAAGUUCAAACACGCUUGAUCUCAACAUGAAAGCGGAUGAGGAAGAAAGUGAUGACCAGACAAAAGAGUUCAGCCCCAUUUCAAGUGACUUGACUUCAAAUGAUCAACAGAAUCCCCUUGGAUUCCUUGACUUGAUUGAGAAUCAUUUCAUUCUCAAUCGGGAUUUGACUCAGGGUAGGCAGAUGACAGAAAUGUUUCUGAACAAGAUCAGAGCUUCCUUUGAGGAGAUUUUUGGGAGUAAAAACUUGGAUUGUUUCACGGUGGAACAUAAUGUCCUGGAACAGAUUUCACUUGGUUCUGCUACAUUUCUUAACAGCUUGUUUGAAGAAUGGCUUAAAAACAUUUUCCAGCCUACCUUGAAAAUGGUUAACAAUAUUGGCAAGGAGGGGAUUAGCAUGAGACUUAGUCUUAGAGGAAAUGCGAAGGGCAAUGAUCUUGACAGUGGCUUCAAAGGGUCUUGUCUUCCAAAGAGUGUUCCAGUUUCGUAUUUGGACUAGAUUUUCUGAUCUUCAAAUCCACAUUAUCUCAUAUCCUUUUUGUGAGGACAAAGGCCCAAUCAUCUUUACAUCUGUGGAUUCAAGAACAUGGAAUCGGUGGGAGACGAUUCCACAUCACAAAAUCUGUCUAAAACAAUUUUACUACGACUCAGACAAGUAUUAUCAUUGUAGUUAUCCAUUAAGCAAAAUGUACAUAUGUUAAACAAAGAUCUCAGUGUUAAGAUAUCCUGCACUACUCCUACUGAAGCAUUUUCCCCUGGCCUGUGAGAAUGAAUUAGA
Molecule: messenger RNA, 3607 nt
Organism: Coffea eugenioides
Lineage: Eukaryota; Viridiplantae; Streptophyta; Magnoliopsida; Gentianales; Rubiaceae
Product: protein SMAX1-LIKE 4-like
Exons: 4
Coding region: 242-3328 (1028 amino acids)
Source: RefSeq, a predicted model, not a curated record